Molecule: messenger RNA, 939 nt
Organism: Clupea harengus (Atlantic herring)
Lineage: Eukaryota; Metazoa; Chordata; Actinopteri; Clupeiformes; Clupeidae
Product: histone-lysine N-methyltransferase set-1-like
Exons: 4
Coding region: 463-939 (158 amino acids)
Source: RefSeq, a predicted model, not a curated record
AGUGGUUCACGUUGAUGUGCUCACAAUUUCGGAAAAGCAGGCUGUCCAACUAAUGAGUUUUGUGUUGUCGCGGUAUAGGGCUACCAUAACUAUUAUCGGAACACCGAGUUUUCGGAAUACUGGGCUUUCGGAACAUUGACAUGGCACCUGAAUUUCUACCAUUUCAUUUUAAGAAUAUAUUGCAUUAGACGCUAUGUGUAUGCAUCGGUAUCAUCAUUUUUAUUAUGUUAAACAGAAUGUAAGCAUACAUUGUUGAGAUUGCUCUUGUUUCAUUUUAAAUUUUACCGAAUGCGCAGUGAAGAACUACAGUACCCACAAUCCUUUGUGGAAACCUUCAUGCUUAACCCUCCUAUUACCUUCAGAUUUACUAACAUAUGUUAUCCUUGGGGUCAAUUUGACCCCAGCAAUUUAAACCUCCUCUAUUUAAUGUAUUUUGAUUUGUUUAUGUUCAGUUAGGAGAAAAUGCGUCGCAGCAAAAGGCAUCACAGAGAUCCUGUUCAAGAAGCUAUACACUAUAUAUCCCUGUCAGCUGACAGGCCAGAACUCACCGCCAGAUAUAUAAACUCUCUGAAAGGUCGAGGAGUGUUUAGCCACAGUUUCUUUGAAAAAGGAGACUUUUUAGUAGAAUACAGAGGAGAGAUCAUUUCAUUUGAAGAAUGUCAAAGACGCAGAAGAAUCUACCAUGAUGCGCUUCAAGUGUACUUUUUUGAAUACAAGGUCAAUGGGAACAAGCACUGUAUUGAUGCUGCAAAGGAUGACCUCUCUCUUGGCCGACUAGUUAAUGAUGACCACAUCAAUCCGAAUAGCCAGAUGAAACGUAUCACCGUCAAAGGCAAACCCCACCUGUGCUUAUUUGCCAUACGGCAGAUACAGCCAGGAGAGGAAAUAACAUACAACUAUGGGGAUAUGGACUGGCCAUGGAGAACAAAGUGGGCUUAA